This is a messenger RNA of Closterium sp. Yama58-4, 4896 nucleotides long. The record is from the annotation of a GenBank genome assembly. Lineage: Eukaryota; Viridiplantae; Streptophyta; Zygnematophyceae; Desmidiales; Closteriaceae.
AUGCGCCGCGUGUCGGUCCCCGCGCGCGAUCUGCGCUUGAACGGCCCGUUGCUGUCUUCCGCCGCCGCGAUUCUUGGCAGGGAGGGGUGCAUGAUGGUGAACCUGGAGCAUGUGAAGGCCAUCGUGUCAGCCCAACAGGUGCGGGAUGAAUUGGAACAUCUACUGGACGACGACAGGGACAUGGCAGGCCUCUACCUCACCUCACACGCUAACUGCCGCCCUUCCUUUGUCUCCCUUCUCUGCUCUUGCCUCUGUAUGCAGGUGCGGGAUGAGCUAGAACAUUUGUUGGACGACGACAGGGACAUGGCAGACCUCUACCUCACGCGCCAGCUGCAAUGGCUCACACUUCCUGCCUCUCCCUCACACUCUCCCUCACACUCUCCCUCACACUCUCCCUCACACUCCCCCUCACACUCCCCCUCGCACUCCCCCUCACACUCCCCCUCGCACUCUCCCUCACACGCUCACGCACACUCCCCCUCACACUCCCCCUCGCACUCUCCCUCACACGCUCACGCACACUCUCCCGCUCACUCUCCCUCGCACUCUCCUCCACACUCUCACCCACGCUCUCUAUCACACUCCCCCGUACACUCUUCCGCACACUCUCCCACACCCUCCCCCCCACUCUUACGCUCUCCCUCACAUUCCCCUCCGCUUUCCUCUUCUCCUCAUAUCCCUCCUGUCCCUUCUCCUGGUUCCCCUCCUGCUGCUGCUGCUGCUGCUGCUGCUGCUGCUGCUGCUGCUGCUGCUGCUGCUGCUGCUGCUGCUGCUGCUCCUUCUUCUCCUCCCUUCUCUCCCGCUGCCGCUGUUGCUGCUGCUGAGCCUGCCUUUCCCCCUGCGUUCCCUCCUGCUUCCGUCUCUAGUCACAGGGGCUCCCUCACACAUUCCCCCACUCACUCCCUCACUCACUCCCUCACCCACUCGCUCCCCCAGUCCCUCACUCACUCGCUCUCCUUCCUCCCUGUCACUGGCCGAAGCUUCCGCAGCUCUGGCAGAGGAGGCGCGUGGGGGGGAAUGGGGGGAACGCCAAGGGGAGCAAUGAGGCGAAUGGGGGGGAUGGGGGGGAUGGGGGAGGGGACGGAGAGCAGUGUGAGUUCGAGUGUGAGCGUGGGAGGAGGGGAGGACGUGGAGGAAUUGGAGAUGCUUUUGGAGGCUUAUUUCACGCAAGUGGACCGACUGCUCAACGACCUCACAGCGCUCCAUGAGUACGUGGACGACACAGAGGACUAUGUCAACACCCAGCUGGACUACCGCAGGAACCAGCUGCAGGGGACGCAGGUGCUGAUAACAGCAACGGGCACUGUGCUUUCAAUGCUCAUUGUGAUCAUAGCAGCCUUCUCAAUGAACCUCCCCAACUUCCUCUUUGAUUCUGAUGGCCACUUCGCCACCGUGCUGCUGCCUUUGCUUGGCUCUGGUGCCGCCCUUCUGGGUGGUUUCGUAUACUACACCUGCCGUUACGGUGACAGCGGCACGGUUGGGGUGCGCGCGAGCAGUGUGGGAGUCGAGCGACGGAUGCAGGCAGAUCGGCUGCUGCAGGCUCAAGUGAACAGUAUGCUCGCGUCACUCGAAAGGAAUGCUGACGUGGCGUCGCUGACUCAGCAGCAGACAACAUGCUCGUGCUACCGCGUCCGCAAUGAUUACUGCUGCUACCAGUACAUCUGCAAGUGCUCGCCCAUGUGCUGGAACGGAUACGAGCCGAUUUCUCUGGGUGAGCCCAAGUGCGCACCAGCAACAGAGCACGCACGUCCCCAACCCGGCCAGCCACCCGUGCUCACGCCUGUGGACUGCUCAGAGCAACAGACCUUCCGCAGCGCUCUCUACAGCGUCUUUCCAGAGACUUCCGGAGGGGGCCUGGGUGUGCGGAGUGCCGGGGGAGGCGGAGGUGGAGAAGGGUGGUUGGGGAGUCGCAGUGGGGUGGACUGGCGGUUUGGGCAGACGAUGCUGCAGAUGUAUAGCCAAAGCGAGGGCAACAUUGCUCACUUCUCUGGAUGCUUGCCCCCCUCACUCUGUCUCUCUGUGUUCCCUGUCCUGUCCCUCCGCUCUCCCCUCCUCACAGAGAAGGCCCUCACGCUUCUCCUGGCCAACAACUUCACGGCGCCAGCAGCGCUGCAAUCCACCGUGAAUCGCCUCAUGCUGCCACGCUCUCGAGAGUUCGUUGAACGGAUUCGAACGAUGGGUGCAGACUCCAUGUUUGCUCGGGUGAUGCAAGCGAUGAUCGAAUUCGCCGUCACGCCGCUGCUCCCCUCUCGCAUGCAUAACUCACUGGAACUCCUCGCUCACAAGACCCUGGGGGACCUGCCAAUGGCGUUCGGGCUGGUAGAAUUCGAGUCCGCAUGGAACGCCGCCACUGAAGACCGCCCCCUCUGCUUCGAAAACCUCCUCCUGCCGGGCAUCCUCAAGGGAAUGGCGUUUCCGUCCCACCCAUCCCAAGCCACCUACCUGGACCGGCACCUGAGGAACAAGCUGGGUUUGAAGCCUCCGGAGAAAAUAGUGUGGGGUGCGGAUGGGGUGAAGGGGUGGCGGCCGCGGGUGCUGUAUAUCACGCGGCUGGGGGCGGAGUUGAAGGGGCGACGGUGCUUUGUGCCUGAGAGCCAUGAGGCACUGCUGAAGCUCAUGGAGAGUUUGGAUUUUCAGGUGACCAUGGUUGAGAUGGGGCGCCUAACAUUCCGGCAGCAGUUCGAAGCCAUUCAAUCCGCCGACAUCAUCAUCUCACUCCACAGCGCGUCCCUCAUGAACGUGCCUCUCUUCGCCCGACGCAACGCCGCCGUGAUUGAAAUCAUGCCCUACAAGGUGGUUCACGAGUUGUACUACUCGCUAAUGCUCAACUCCGGCAUCCCGUAUUUCCUCAAGAUGUGCCGCAAAGGGGACGAGCAGGAGGGCGACGCAGAGUUCAAAGAUCUAAACCAUUUCGAUUGCAUGCACAAACACGCAGCGUGCAAGGAGCAACAUGUUCACCACAGGCGCGUGGAACUCACGGACCGGGAUCUGCAUGAUUUGAAAACGAUGCUGAUGGUGGCAAAGGGUGUGACUGGCGCGAGCUUGGGGGCGUUUGGGAGGGAGAUUCAGCCUAAGGAGCUGCCAAGGUGGGCAGAAGAAAAGUUCAAGGAUGUGUGUGUUGCCCGAGAUGUGGACUGGUCUGGACCGCGGAACGAUUUUUUACGGGUGCCCAAGCCAGUGCUGCGUGUGCCGAAUUUACAAGAUUUGCCACAAGAUUUUGGCAAUCUCGUCUCGCUCAAGACAUUUCGGGUGUUUGGUAUUCGCGCUCUCCACCCACUCCCGACAUCCAUGCAGCGGCUUGUCAAUCUGCGUUGUCUUUCCAUUCGUAAUUGCGGUACGCUUCAAUUUCCAAGCGGUAUUUCCAAGCUUCAACGACUGCAGGUGCUGGAGUUGAGGGAUUGUGAAGAGCUCUUGCCGCCGCCUGAGGAUUUUGGGAAGAUGCCAGCAUUGGAAUGCCUACUCAUCAGGCGUGUGAAGGGGAUCACGGAGCUUCCAGAGACUGUUGGAGAUUUGUCGCGGCUGCAGCAGCUUACCAUUGGCAGCCAAGACAGUUCCUCAUGGUUGCCUAGGACCUCGCCGAAUGUUUCAACUCUCACGAGUCUUUACUUGUGUGUGCGAAGACUUACAGAUCUGCCAGAUGGCAUUGCUGACUGCGAGGUUUUGGAGUUGUCAUACCUUGAACGGCUCAGCCACCUGCCGGAAUUCCUUGGACAUCUGACCAGAUUGCGAGUACUGAGUCUUCAGUGUUGUAAGCGACUUCAGCAGCUACCCAACUCCUUUACCCUGCUAUCUUCCCUCCAAAAACUGGAUGUCCAGUUGUGCUCGGAGCUUACUGUUUUACCAGAGAGCAUAGGGGAUGGCCUGCAUCAUCUUCGUGAGCUGUUUUUGCACCACAUACCUAUCACCUGCCUCCCUGCCUCCUUUUUUCGUCUUUCAUCGCUCGAAAUAGUAGACUUGAAAGGGCUCGAGUGCUUGAGAGGCUGCCUUCCGGAGGGCUUCAACAGCUUCACACACCUUAGAAAUCUCUCUCUAAAUUUCAUCCCUGGCCUCACUUCCCUCCCAGCCUCCCUCUCGCGAUUAGCUCUCACCCUCACCAGCCUGACAAUAGGAUACUGCAGGGAGCUGGAGGCAUUGCCAAGGGAGUUUGGACGGCUGGAAAUGCUGGAGGAUAUCCAUCUUUCAGAUCUAGACACUUUGGAAUCGAUUCCUCAUUCAUUGUUGAAGCUGCCUCGACUGCGGAAGCUGUAUGUGUACAGCUGCAAGAACCUGGGCCGGAGGAGCACCAUGGAUGCCUUGGUUGGGGGGGGGAGCAACUGCAGCAGUGGCAGCAGCAGCAGCAGCAGCAGCAAUCUAAAGGGCGUUGAAGAGGAAGUUCUUCCAUCGCUACGGAGCCUGACCAUUUUGGCAUUUCUGGUGCCGGAAUCAGUGGGUGGACUUUCCAGGCUUACAUCUCUCAGUCUGGACCAACUAAGCAGUUUCCUCCAAUUGCCCGAGUCGAUUGGGCAGUUGAAGAAGCUGAAGGUCUUGAUCAUCACAGGCUGCCCAAAGAUAUCAAAGCUUCCAGAAUCCUUCUCGAAACUGCCUAGCCUACAAUACCUCAAUCUCAUCAACUGCCCGAAGCUGUCAUCCCUUCCACAUGAUUUUGGGAACCUUUUUUCACUCCGAAGGCUUUAUCUCUUUAAACUGACGAAUCUUCGCAGGCUCCCUGGUUCCUUUCGAGACUUGUCUCGGCUGAAGUGGCUGGAAGUGCAUGGCUGUAAGCGGCUAGCUCAACUGCCAUCCUCCCUUACCGAUAUGCCGAUGCUGCAGCAUUGCAAGAUCGUCAGGUGUCCCCGGAUUUCAAGCCAGAAUACUAAGAGAAUCUUUGGCAGGGGAGCAGAUGGAUGGGAUGAUUAG